This is a messenger RNA of Procambarus clarkii (red swamp crayfish), 1107 nucleotides long. NCBI's taxonomy places the organism in Eukaryota, Metazoa, Arthropoda, Malacostraca, Decapoda, Cambaridae. The record is from RefSeq and is a predicted model, not a curated record.
AUGAAAAGGAACUACACGUACCCUGCACGGGUGUUCAACAAGACCAAUACGUACCGUGCACGGGUGUUCAACAAAGCCAACACGGACCCUGCACGGGUGUUCAACAAAGCCAACACGUACCCUUCACGGGUGUUCAACAAGACCAACACGUACCCUGCACGGGUGUUCAACAAGACCAACACGUACCCUGCACGGGUGUUCAACAAGACCAACACGGACCCUGCACGGGUGUUCAACAAGACCAACACGGACCCUGCACGGGUGUCCAACAAGACCAACACGGACCCUGCACGGGUGUUCAACAAGACCUACACGUACCCUGCACGGGUGUUCAACAAGACCAACACGGACCCUGCACGGGUGUUCAACAAGACCUACACGUACCGUGCACGGGUGUUCAACAAGACCUACACGUACCGUGCACGGGUGUUCAACAAGACCUACACGUACCGUGCACGGGUGUUCAACAAGACCAACACGGACCCUACACGGGUGUUCAACAAGACCUACACGUACCGUGCACGGAUGUUCAACAAGAUCUACACGUACCCUGCACGGGUGUUCAACGAGACCAACACGGACCCUGCACGGGUGUUCAACAAGACCAACACGGACCCUACACGGGUGUUCAACAAGACCAACACGGACCCUGCACGGGUGUUCAACAAGACCAACACGGACCCUGCACGGGUGUUCAACAAGACCAACACGGACCCUGCACGGGUGUUCAACAAGACCAACACGGACCCUGCACGGGUGUUCAACAAGACCAACACGGACCCUGCACGGGUGUUCAACAAGACCAACACGGACCCUGCACGGGUGUUCAACAAGACCAACACGGACCCUGCACGGGUGUUCAACAAGACCAACACGAACCCUACACGGGUGUUCAACAAGACCAACACGGACCCUGCACGGGUGUUCAACAAGACCAACACGAACCCUACACGGGUGUUCAACAAGACCAACACGGACCCUGCACGGGUGUUCAACAAACACACUGACAGACGUUGUUUAAACCAUCCACAGCUUCAUCAACAACUUCAGUGCCAGAUUCGACAACGAUUUUGGGCGUCGGAAAAGUUACCUUGUACCUUGUUAUAA